CGCCUCUACUGGCGGGGGAUUUCUCACCCAGUGACAAUGACACGAAAGAAUCCUGCCAUUCUGCCUUCAACCCCCGAGCAGCAGCUAUGAGUUCUAUGACCAGAGGUGGCUCUUGGCAUUCGCCAACAUCGUACCCCAAAUCCCUGUCUGUCGCAGUGUUGGGAACAGCAGCACUGUUAAAGAACGACGUUGGAAAUCAGAUCCUUCGCAAUCCGAGUGCGUUUCUUACAGUCAGCAACCAUCUUACUCAAAGCAGAAACCACAACUUCCGUGUGAUAAACACACCUAAUUUCUUCGACGAACACUGCCAGAGUCCCGACCAGCAGAUCAUUGACUUCAUGGCCAUCUCCCACCCAGGACCGGACCUAUUUAUCCUCGUAGUAGAUCCUGCUGAGGCCACAGAGGAGAAAGCUGUUGCUCAAAUAACCAAACUUACAUACAUUUUCGGUGACUCACUGUUGCCGUAUCUUGUAGUUUUGCUACAAGAUGUAGACAGCUACCAUUCCCUCCAUCACCUGAUGGAUCACUUCAACCUCACUGUAGCCUUGAACAAAGAAAACCUGGCCGGUGACUGUCGGAGGUGGUGUUGCAACGGAACCUCAUUCCACUAUCAGUACAUUAACUACAGUGAAGAGGUCGUGAAAAGAAGGAAGGAAUCCCUGGAGAACAACAGAUAUCUUUACAGCACUGGAGGUCUCCCUGCGACACCACAGCUGCCUUCUCCCAGAAAAGAUUCACAAAACAGGACACUUUCAAUGCGAAACCCAUAUGAUCCAGAUGAGACAAUAAGGGGUACAAAGAUAACAGAAUACACCAUGGUUCUGUUGGGACGCUGUGGAGCUGGGAAGAGUGCAUCUGGAAAUACCAUUCUUAAGGCUGGCCAGUGCAAAACCACAACGCUGUUCAGAUCUGAGCCCAGCUCUGUCCCAGUGACCAAGCAGUGUGAGGCCAAGUUCACACAGCUUGGUGUUCCUGUGAGGGUAGUUGACACACCUGACCUCUUCAGUAAUCAGUUGCCCAACGUGGAACAGCAGAUCGCCCAGUGUCGAGGGUUCUGUCGGAGUAAACUCUGCACCAUCUUAUUGGUGUUUCAGUUUGGAUUCUUCUCCGAUGAUGAGGCGGAACUAUUGAAGAGGUUUGAAAACACACUGGGCACCAAGAUCCGAGAUCGCACCAUCAUCCUUCUCACACACGCAGAGGACCUUGAUGGACAACUGGGGAAUUACUUCGCCUCCUAUCCUCGACUUCUGGAAAUGGUCCAACAGUGUCAGAACCGUUUCCAUCUAUUUAACAACAAUUCUCCAGACCGCAAGCAGGUCAAAAACCUUCUGAAAAUGAUCCCUAACUAUGCAGCUAUUUUUCAGAAUAGCACUCAGAAGAAUGAUUGUCCUUUGGGUUAAUUCUUGAGUUCAGCAAAAGAAAAAACAGAAAUGGUUUGGCUGAUUUCACAGGUUUUGAACCUUUUUUUUAACUUUGUGAUUAGUGAUUCUUUUUUGUUACACCACUGAUAUUUGUUGUGAAAACUCAGCCAUGAGACAAGUAUUUGACAGGUAUAUCAAUUAAUCCUCCAUUGUUUAUCGUGAAUUCAGAAGUGUGUACUGAACCGAUGGUCACCCGUUCGGUCACACAGUGCUCUUGGAGAAGCUUGUGGUCGCUAAAAGGUUGGUGACCCCUUAUUUAUGGCAAUAUUCAUAAAGUCAUUGAUGCUUAUUAUUGUAAAUCGAGACAUGUCAAAUUCUGUGCUGUAUGUUUCGCUUUAACAGAAGAUAUUUUGGACGAUUUAGGAGUGAAGUUUGUGGAGUUAAAGCAAGUACUGUCGUGGAGAAUGGUAUUGUUGGGCUAAAUAAUGUUGUAUUGGAGGUAAAAAGAUUUUGAGUAUUUGAGCGGCAAUUGGAGUGUACAUUUAUAUAUUCCUCUUUUUAUUUUUUUUAUUUUUUUUUAGAAAUUUUGAUUUUUGUCUUUGUACUGUACAUGCCUGCACCUAUACUUUAUACACUGUUUGGAAGCAAAUAAAUCACCUGCCAUUAAUCUUCUGAACCAUACAGCAUGUCAUUUUUGUAGAGUGUUAAGGGAGUUAGGAGAGAAAGAAAAGAAAACAUGACAGGUUAUAUACGUAUUUAUGACCACCUCACCUGCCUUCACUCACAUGUGAACUUAAGUUCCAUCUGAUUCCUCAGCCAUGAGG
This is a messenger RNA of Synchiropus splendidus (mandarinfish), 2185 nucleotides long. RefSeq names its product GTPase IMAP family member 8-like. The coding region runs from base 87 to 1400 and encodes 437 amino acids. Gene Ontology annotation, molecular function: GTP binding. The record is from RefSeq and is a predicted model, not a curated record. The transcript has 5 exons. NCBI's taxonomy places the organism in Eukaryota, Metazoa, Chordata, Actinopteri, Syngnathiformes, Callionymidae.